This is a messenger RNA of Parathielavia appendiculata, 878 nucleotides long. RefSeq lists its product as uncharacterized. Bases 44 to 553 code for a protein of 169 amino acids. Lineage: Eukaryota; Fungi; Ascomycota; Sordariomycetes; Sordariales; Chaetomiaceae. The record is from RefSeq and is a predicted model, not a curated record. The transcript has a single exon.
UGUUUACGUGCCAGCUACUUUCCCUACCCAUCUGUCAUUCACAAUGUUGCGGUCACUCGCAAGGUAUCAUCACUUGCCCGGGCCAUGGCGCCCAUCAACCCAAGAGUUCCUCACCCCAUCGUUAAGGCUGAGAAAGGAUCAAAGUCAGAAUAGGCUGCUGCCCAAGGUCGCAACCGGGAUGGUUUGUUUCAACGUCGUGUGUCUUCGACAAGGGCUCCAUUGGACCAUAGGUUUCAACUCGGCUGCUUUAACCGAAGGACGCGAAAUUGUCAGUCUACGGCAUGAAGCAGCCGAUCGAGGUAGCAGGACACCCAGUUGUAACCAAGAGGUACCAAACCCAAACCCAAGCAGACACAGUUCGCUUGUUCCUUUUUACAUUCUCCUCCCCAGCGAGGCAAGAACAGCUGGUCCAACUCCCUCAGCAUCGUGCAUUGGCCUCUCAUUACGACCAAUACAGUCCGGCCUGGUUCGUUCGUUAAGGCAAUGUGGCACAAGACAUGCACCUGGACAGACAUGGAAUAGAAAACUGGAAAUCAAGGAAAGGAGAGAAUAAGGAAGAUAAAUAGAUGAGCAUAGAAAAUAAAUAUAAAAAAGUAAGAGUACGGCGUAGAUAGACGAGUAUGACAGAAGCAAAGAGAAAAAGGAAGUAAGAAUUCCAGAAGGUCAAAGUGAAAGCAGAUGAAGUGUAGAUACCCAGGUUCCACGCUAACCAACCAGGGUUGAACUGUGUAUACCAAUGGCGCAACUGCCGAAGCGGCUGCGCACCGACCUGCUGAUUACCACUUGAUAUACUUCGUACUUCUGAGUUCAUGUCGCGAACUGGGCAUCUGAGCGACGCAGCAUUGCCGGUGAUGAACCUACACUUCAUUGUCACGUUG